UCAAGGACAACAUGUAGAGCAGAGUUUGCCUCCUUCCCUCAAAAGAAUGGAGAUCCAUUUCACUGAUCAUUUGAAACAUGACGGUCCUUGCACUGUCCAAACCCUCCUUUACUCAGCUGGGAGGGGACAGAGGGGUCGACCCCACACCAGGUGGAGAGAGUAUAUCUCUAUCUUGGCCUGGGAGCAACUCGGGCUCCGACUGGUGGAUGUUGUCUGGGAGAGGUGCCUUUGGCCCCUUGGACCUUUUGAAUUUGACGCCCUGUAACCUGGCAGCAGAUAAGUGGAUGAGGAUGGAUGGAUCUGAUAUUUCUCUAACGCACAAAUGACAUUAUUGAUUCACAAUAAUUACCAGUGGUGUAACAAGAAAGGAAACUUUUCGUUAAUAUAUGCACUAAAAAUAUAUUUUAGGGUAGUCAAUAGAUUAAAAUUAUUAAUCGUGAUUAAUUGCAAUGAAGCCAUGCUCUUUUUCUCUGUUCUUAAUGUAACUUUUAUCAACGCAGGAGUGGGUGAUAAUGCUUUCCUUGUGCAGACAUUUGUUGACUACAACAACCCAACAUAACAGAUAACCUCAGAGGAAAUGAAUGCUGCAUUGAUAUAGGCUUGCCAUGUUGUUUUACGCAUAUACUCAUUAAAAGAAUGAUAGGAGAAAUAAGUAUUAAAUUUGCAUAAUGAAUGUAUUCAGUACAAAAGCCUUUGUUGGUAAUGACAAGACACCUCCUGUGCUGAGAGGUGGGUCUCUUCUCUGACCUCUGAUUUUUAGUUCUUUCCAUCAAUUUUCAAUCGGGUUCCAGUCAUGUGAUCAGGUGUAAAACCCAUAAGGAGAAGAUUCUGAGGGGCUCAGGAUCGCAAGGAUGCAAGGAAGAAACUGGAACAAAGGUAAUUCCUCCAUCUGUGGAACCCCAAAGAAAUGUCUGCAUGUGAGAUCAAAACAGCGACUGUAGAACCACACGUGUGGAGGUAAUGCAUGGCAACAAAUUGACCCUGAGAUAUAAAUUGUACAUUGAAUUUUGAUGAAACAUCUGUCUGAACACGCCAACUCUGAGCUGACCUCAUUUCUCAAACACUCCCUCCACCCAUCAUGGUCAUUACUUCAGGAUUGUCAGUCAGCACAUCUGUCAUUCAUCAUUCAGCGUCGCUUCUGACCGUGUCUCAGUCCAGCACAGCCCCUCGCUACACCAUGCGGACUUUGCUGGAGAGCAGCUGGAUAAAAUUUGGCCCUGCAGGCCGUGAAGAUUUAGAUUGGUCACCAGGGCCCUCAGCAAUGCCCUCUACUAACCAACUGACCACAGGCCAACAUAGUUCUGAUGACGGCAUCUUCACUUCAGCGUCCAUCACCUACAUCACCAUAGCCACGGCCUCUGUUCUCCUCGUCCUCAGUCUCCUUGGCUUCACUGUUUGGCAAAGGAGGAGACAUCUAAGCUGCAGAGGGAAGUUGGGUCUUGCCAAUGUGAUCGCACUGGAGGACGUGCAACACCCAGAGAGGAAUUGUGAGCUCCUGUCAUCAAUCCAACGCAACCAAGAUAAAGUCCCGAGGUGCAGCUCAGAGCAGGACUGCUCAGACGGUGUCUUCCUCAUGGUUUACCUGCCCUCACCAUACAAGCACACACUCACCAGAAUUGCCCGAGUGGCCAGCACCAGCAGCUCCAAGGAGCUUCUGCCUCCAAGUCCUGAACUAGAGACCAGCAUUAUGGACGAUGAGGAUGACGGCCACAGGAAGAAGGAAGGGCUCAUGAGACACUGACAUGGCUGUUAUUUAUAAAACACAGGACAGUUUCAACAACACAUUUUUGCUUCAGUGAUACAAUCCUUUUGAGGUGUUUCUCAUCACACUGUGUGUCCUACUGCAAGGAUGUUAUACACAUAAAGCAAACAAAAAAAUGUUUGGAAAAAUUUUAUUUUUUUCUAGCGAAAGACAAUACCCUACAUUUUUUAGGCUAUUUUGUGUAAAAUGUAUAUCAUUUCAGUUUUCGGAGUUGUGCGGGUCAAAUUUUAACAACAUGAU
Synchiropus splendidus (mandarinfish) is the source of this 2002-nucleotide messenger RNA. RefSeq lists its product as uncharacterized. Bases 1079 to 1741 code for a protein of 220 amino acids. The record is from RefSeq and is a predicted model, not a curated record. Lineage: Eukaryota; Metazoa; Chordata; Actinopteri; Syngnathiformes; Callionymidae. The transcript has 2 exons.